This is a messenger RNA of Ficedula albicollis (Collared flycatcher), 1228 nucleotides long. RefSeq names its product proteolipid protein 1 (gene PLP1). Gene Ontology annotation, molecular function: structural constituent of myelin sheath. The record is from RefSeq and is a predicted model, not a curated record. Gene Ontology annotation, biological process: axon development; central nervous system myelination. Gene Ontology annotation, cellular component: myelin sheath; plasma membrane. The transcript is spliced from 7 exons. NCBI's taxonomy places the organism in Eukaryota, Metazoa, Chordata, Aves, Passeriformes, Muscicapidae. Bases 110 to 943 code for a protein of 277 amino acids.
GGGGGGAACCCAGGGCGUGGGAGCGCCUGGCAGGGCAGGGCAGGGCAGGGCUCCGCACACAGCAGCAGGCAGCAGAGCGGGCGCUCGGGGAGCCGGCCAAGCCAGCACCAUGGGUUUACUCGAGUGCUGUGCCAGAUGUCUCAUUGGGGCACCCUUUGCUUCCUUGGUUGCCACUGGCCUGUGCUUCUUUGGGGUAGCACUGUUUUGUGGCUGUGGGCACGAAGCCCUCACAGGCACUGAGCAGCUCAUUGAGACCUACUUCUCCAAAAACUACCAGGACUAUGAAUUUCUCAUCGAUGUCAUCCACGGUUUUCAGUACUUCAUCUAUGGCACAGCUGCCUUCUUCUUCCUCUAUGGAGCCCUGCUGCUGGCCGAAGGCUUCUACACCACCGGCGCCGUCCGGCAAAUCUUUGGGGACUACAGGACCACCAUCUGCGGCAAGGGCCUGAGCGCAACGGUAACUGGGGGCCCGAAAGGGAGGGGAGCGCGAGGCCCCCAGCGAGCUCACUCGUGGCAGCGGGUGUGCCAUUGUUUGGGAAAGUGGCUAGGACAUCCUGACAAGUUUGUGGGCAUUACCUACGUCCUGACCAUCAUCUGGCUCCUGGUGUUCGCCUGCUCCGCGGUGCCUGUCUACAUCUAUUUUAACACCUGGACCACCUGCCAGUCCAUUGCCAACCCCACCAAGACCUCGGCCAGCAUUGGCACCCUGUGUGCGGAUGCCAGGAUGUACGGUGUCCUGCCCUGGAAUGCUUUCCCUGGCAAGGUGUGUGGCUCCAACCUGCUCUCCAUCUGCAAGACCAGCGAGUUCCAGAUGACUUUCCACCUCUUCAUCGCAGCCUUCGUGGGGGCAGCUGCCACGCUGGUCUCACUGCUCACCUUCAUCAUCGCCGCCACCUACAACUUCGCAGUCCUCAAGCUGAUGGGCCGAGGCACCAAGUUCUAGCCGGCGUGGUGGAGCCCAGCCAGACCAAACGCCCUUCUUUUGUCUAACCCGAGGCUUUAACACUGCAGCCACCUGACACCAGGUCUCCUGCGUUAACUCUGCCUGCGCUGAUGACUCCCCUCCUCUUCCUCCCUCGCAUCCAUUGUGCUGAGCGUGACCAGGAAGGAGAGCUUCACACCGAUGGACGCCUCUUCAUGCACUUUUCUCUCGUUGCUCAUCUGUAAACGGUUCGCUCUAGAGCCAAGCCCAUCCACACCAGCCAGAGAAGAGGAGGGACUUAUUCCA